CGCUAUCACUUGCUAAGUUGAGCGUCGAAAAUGGCGGACUCCUUGAGGCGGUUAGUAAAUAUCGGCUCAUUUUCAGUACUCCAGGAAAAGUUAGAAAAAUGGCUGAGCGAUUAUUAUGUGAGUAAAAAUUUAUUUUUAUGUUUAUUUGCAAUUAAUUGAAUUCGGAAUUGCUUUUGUUUUGUGUUUAUAUUUUUUAAUUAAAAUGUAAUCCGUUGCUAUGGUCUUGUGAGCACAAAUUCAAAUUUUGACCACUUGGACGCGCAAUCACUUGCUUAUCUUAUUUUAUUACCUUAUUUUUUGUUAAUUUAUUGUUUUUUCAUUUACAAUUUUGAUUCUUAGCUGGGUAAGCCCUUAGUUAAUAUUGUAUUAUUCUAUUUGAUUAAGUUUUUUUUUUUUUUAAAGAUUGGAUAUUCUGUUGCCAAACUUUUAGUUUUUUAUUUUUUUUUUUUUUUUUUUUUUUUUUUUUUUUAUUUUUUUUUUAUUUACAAUUUUGUUUUUUUGUUUGGUUAGCCCUUAGUUAAUAUUGUAUUUUUCUAUUUGAUUAAGUUUUUUUUUUUUUUAAAGAUUGGAUAUUCUGCUGCCAAACUUUGAGUUUGAGUGCCGCCGAAAACGCGACUCGCUCAGACUAGCACUAGCAGCAGGAUUAGCAUUAGUAGUGUUGUAACCGCUAAAAAAAAAAAGUAGGCCUACUUCGUAUCGACUCGGCCUUGUGUUUGUUUAUGUUCUAUUACAAAUCUUGAUAACAGCCAGAAACAUAAUUUAAUUAUGUCAUGUUACUAACAUUAUUUUACAUAAAUAUAUUAAAAUAAUAUUAUUUUAUAUAAUUAAUUAUAAUAAUUAUUAAUAAUAAUAAUUAUAAUACUAGUACUAGGUCUAGGAACUAUAGUAUAGCCUACUGACUUAGACAAUUAGAUAAAUAAAAUUAUAUAAUAUUAACAUAAUUAAGUUUAUAAGUAUCAGCAGUACAAUUAAAACUAAUAAUACUGUUAAUAAUACUAUAAUUAUAAUGUAUUAAUUAUAAAUGUUAUUUACAGUAGGCCCAUAUAUGUAUAUUAUGUAUAGAUUUAAUUUGUUUAUUUUAUUUUUUUUUAAAUUAGGCUAAUCUCAUUUAUAGAAAUUUAAAGUGUUAAUUUUGGCUAAUAUGAAUCAAAAGUUUUAAAAUAUAUACAUAUAUUCACAUUUUUUUCGGAACAAUUUUACUAGAACUAGACAAAGCAAAUUUAAAUUAAAAUCUAUAUUUUUAAAAAGUUUGAAGUCAAAGACUGCUUCAAAAUUAUUUUAUUUAAUUAAUGAAUAAAUUUAAAUAACCAUAUUAGUAAGUAAUUAGGCCGGCAAUGUGAUGACAGUAGUCCAUUUUUUAAAAAGAGUUGGCAUAAAAAAUUUUUUUAAAUACCAGAAUAUGAAUGUAGACUGUAGACAAAAGUCACACAUUAUUUAAAAAUAUUUAAUAGAAUGAAACAAUUCUUGUAUCUGAAUUUAUUGAGGCCUUGUAUCAAUAUUUAAAGGCAGUGUCUACACGUCCGGCAAGUGGACAAAUAGUGCGUGAGAUAUUCAUCCGGCUUGCAUGUCUUGCUUUAUUUAACUUGUCAAACUUUAACCAUUUUGUUCUUUAUAUAUACCAGCAAUGGGUCUAGUAUUUCUUUUGCUGAAUUGAACAUAUUUCUUUUUCAAGUAAAUGUUCAGACUAUCUUGAAUUUGUUGAAAUGAAGUACCUUAAAAUCUGAUAGACUAUUAGCGCUCACAUGGCAAGGCUGACAGACAAAUAUCUCACGCAACUUUGUUAGGAUGGUCAUGGACGUGGUCAAAUAUAAAUUAGUCAGAUGAACAUCUCAAGACCUUAAUCGUCCGGACACCGGAUAUGUAGAUACUUCGAUAUUUAAAAGAAUCGAUCCUAAUUUGAAUGGUGUUAUUUUAAUAAAAGGAUAUUUUCUCUACUUUAUGAACUCAUUUUUCUAGGGGGAUUUUAUUUUCCCCAUUUAAGUUUUUAUUUAAGGCUUAGUAAUGAGACAUAAAACAUGUGAUUGAGUAUUAAACCAUUAUAUACUUGUUUUAUUCCAAAUUGAACAUUUUAAUUACAAGAUAAAACCCAUUUAUUGUCAUUUUUUUUUAUAAAACUAAAUCAUUUUUUUUAAAUCAAACACCCAAUCAGCAUAAAAAUACAGUAGGACUGAGUAUGAGAGAUUUUUUUUUAAUGAAUAUAUAUAUAUAAUAAUGCAACAUUACCUAAGCUCAAGAAUGAAAAAAAAAUUCUAUGUCACUCAAGCUAAUCUAAUUAAAAUGAUCAUUCAAAUAUUAUGUGAGUAAUUUGAAUUUUAUGUUAGCAAUAAUAUGUAGAUUUUUCACUUCUAAAAACUGUUAAGAAAAUGAAUUGUUCUAUCAAAUGACUCAAUUGCUUCUUUUUUAUUUUAAUGGGUCUUUAAUUAAAACUGUUGAUAGAGUUUCCCAUCUGUUCAAUUGGUUUUAUCUUUGGGAUUUCACUCUGGAAAUUGGCAAGUCUGCUAUUGCACAGUUUUCUCAAACUUAACACAUCUUUCUAAAGUGGACAUUAUGACUAGAUUUUGUCAAUAUGUCAAUGUAUUUCAAACGUGAACAACUUUCUUUCAAUUUUAGAUGAUGCAAUUUGAAUGGCUAAAUGAAUAGAAAAUAUUUUUUUCAAUAUUUUCCUAGUAAAUCUCAAUGUUUAAUUCAUUAGAAAUAGUUUGAUUUGCCUAUAUUUAAUUUUAUACUCUCUUUAGAAUGCUUCUUUACUUCCAUUACUAGAAUCUACAUGUUCCUACAAGGAUGAGUAAUAUAUUCCCACUAAUUGUUUAAUUAAUUAUUUUUCAAGUGAUAACAACCCGAAGCUCAUGAGCAUAGCGGUUAAAAUAAAGAGUGUAGAAUAUAAAUAAAAUGUGUGCAACUGUACGUUAAACAAUAUACUUUUCUGCUUUCAUUUCUCAUUUUUGUGUCUUUGUACUGAUCGGUUUGCAACAAUAAGUCAUGAAGUCAUGAUUGAUCUGUGAAAAGACAGACAAUUUAUGACUGCUUUAAUAUGUGCGAGUCUGUCUUCUCAUAAAUCUGACAUUGAUUCUAAAGAUAGUUUUGCUCAAAUUCUUAUUUCAAUGUCUAUCAAAAUUUAUCCAAUAAACAAAUCAUUGGUUAGGUACCAGCAGUUAUUAGUGUAAUAUUAUGAAGGUAGCUAUUUUGAAAUGCAGAGGUAUGUAGUUUGGUGAUAUUUAAAAGAUUCAACUUAUUAUUGUGUUUGGGAUCCAUAAAAGUACAUUAAACUUUGAUUCAGCAUUUUCAAUUUAUUGGAACAACUCCAGAAAGUUACCUACAUUAAGAGUCAAGCUCUAAAACUGCUGAAUAGGGGUAACGGAUCUGUCAGUGACUGUCACUCCCUUUGUCUAGUAUCGAUUUUUUCAGGAAAAGAAACCUGACCGUUAGCUUAUCUGGAUUUGCAUUGAUUGUAGUAUUUUUAUGCUUUUUUACAGCCUAGAACAGCCAGCGUAGUUAGUCCGAUCUUUAUAUUAAUACGAUUUUAAUAUAGGAGAUAAAUGUAUUUGUUCUCUAAAUACACAAUUAGUUUGUCUAGUGACUAGUGUGGAAAUCACGGUGUUAAAAUUAGAGUUUAGUAUGAAAAUAUUUUAUUACAAGAUUGAGUGAGGCAGUGAGGACUUCUGACGGGAAUUUUUCGUCAUUCUUUAGGGUCCACCAUUAUUUGAGCUACUGUUUCCAGCUUUAUUGAAGGAACCUUUGACCCUUUAAUCCUAAAUGACGCUCUAUUCUUAAGUGGAUAAACAAAUAAUGCAGGGGUCAUGACCCCAAUUCGAUCGUUCUAAGAGUUUCUUUAGAGUUGAAUGAGAAUGAGUCAUGCCAUGGUGGAAAAGUAUUACUUUCAUCUACAGUUUUUUUAAGGGGGUUUCUAAAUCAUUCUUUUUAUUGAUUCUAUUUACCUUCUCGAUAAGAAUGAUAAGUUCUUGGGCAAUAUUUAGCGGGCUUUGGCAUUCUUCGGUGGGCAUUCUUUUACAAAAUGAAUAAUUGAUAUCUCCCCCACGUUAACGGUAGUCUACGUCACUCAAAGUGGAACUCGUUGGAUUAUCUGCCCCUUAGCCUUUAAACAUUUCAUUUUCACAAAAGCUCGCAUUGAAAGCCGGGGCAUAGCUGUUGCAUGACGGAGCGGGUCAACAAUAUGGUGGAGUGUGAGAUCAAUAGAAAGUACGUUACGGGGCCGUCAGUACGAAUUUUUAUCACGUUUCAGAAUGCAAGGGUAAUUGUCUGCUAUAGAAUUUCGUGCUAUAUAAAAACAAAAAAUCGGAUUAUUUUUUUGUUGUUGUAAAAACGUGAAUAUUGUCCCCCUUUAAACAAAAAUUCAGAAUAAGGAAUGUUUAAAAACAAUAUUUUAAUAUUAUUAAUCAAAUUGGUUCCUUUAACUGCAAAUUGUGAUUUAGGGUUUCUGAUCCAUCAGACAGAAUAUAGGCUGACAUGAAAUUCCCCCCCCCCCCCGCCUUAUUUAUCCUUUACUUUUGACUACAACGAGUCUUACGCUUUUGGGGAGCUUGUCUAUGGCAGUCCAUGCGCUACAACUAGUGUUCAUUAUUCUUAAAACCUCGUGGAUAAUACGAUCUGAUGGGUUGGUUCACCUGAGGGUAAAUGAUUCUGGCCGCUACUUGCGGCUGACACUGAGGCGUAUUGCCAUGUGGACUUGUGGUAAUCAAGUGAACAACUUAACUACCAAGUUCCAAGAAAAUAUUACUUGCAGCUUUAAAAAAAAAUAAUAAUUGGGGCGUCCAUAAUUUACGCUAAGAUAACCUGGAGAGAUGGCAGGAGAGUUUGACAAUUCUUGACGUGGGGUUGGGGGGGGUGGUUGUUAAUGGUUUCAAGCCUAAUACAAUUGAUUAAUUGAUGCCAAUAGUGUUAGUGUUCUGUAGAUCGUUGUCAUUUACAGAUAAUGAAUUGUUUAAAGAUGUUGCAGUUUCAUGGGUUUAACCAACUAGUCCUAUAAAAGUAGGCUUUUAAUGGCGGUCUUUUAUAAUGAAACAUAUCAGCAUUAUAAGAUGAGUUAGAUGUGCGUGGGUCUGUGUGCACUACGGACAGCUGGUCAGGAUGCUAGCACACUUUGUUAGUGGAUGAGAAGUCAGAUGGUGGGCUACGGACAGCUGGUCAGGAUGCUAGCACACUUUGUUAGUGAAUGAGAAGUCAGAUGGUGGGCUCUCUCCACCUGUAGAUUUUGUCUGUCGUAUCUGAAAUGGGGGAGGGGGGGGGCGGUGUGUUGCCGUCAAGUUUAAGAUCUGGACCAAGGACAUGCGUCGAUUAAAGUGGGCAGUCGGGAUAAAUUAGGUCAAUAGACCAAAGAUACGAAAUUAGGUAAAUAGAGCGAAGAUAGCCUGGGAAUUAGGGGCACGUGAAAUGGGUGCCAUCGUAAAGUGGGUGGCAUCGUAAAAAAAAAGGCUGACGAAAAAGGGAGUGGGUGGGUACAAAACGCUUAAUAAUUGUAGACGGUUGACCAAACUUUUUGCACACAUCCGUGCAUUAGAGUAGCGAUUCUAAAAUGCGUUUACCUUCAAAUAACGCAACCUAUGUAGGCUAUUUUGGUUUUCAAUAUAUAAAAAUUACUCAAAAUAUCCUGAUUCAUGUUUGGGGGCCUUACCUUUGUAGCACCCUGAUUCAGGUUUGGGGGCCUUACCUUUGUAGCACCCUGAUUCGUGUGUGGGGGCCUUACCUUUUUAGCACCCUGAUUCAUGUGUGGGGGCCUUACCUUUGUAGCACCCUGAUUCAUGUGUGGGGGCCUUACCUUUGUAGCACCCUGAUUCAUGUGUGGGGGCCUUACCUUUGUAGCACCCUGAUUCAGGUUUGGGGGCCUUACCUUUGUAGCACCCUGAUUCAGGUUUGGGGGCCUUACCUUUGUAGCUGAUCUAACUUCAUUGUUGACGGGCAUUACGAUGUGUUGCAUUUCUUAUCGUCAGGAAUGUUUCAUACAGAUGUGCAAGGUUUAAUAAGUUUAAAUUAAAUUCUUCAACUGAGUUUUUUAAAAAGUCGCUAUCGCCCAACGCCACUAUGUAACGUUAGGCCACUAAAGGGGUUUAAAAAAUCAAGGCACUUGAGAGAUCGUAUAUUUAAUCUAUCUUCCAAAGAAAAAUCAGAAAUGGGCCCGAGGCCAUUCACCAGGACGUAUCCGCAUAUUUUACAGGUGAAUACCGAGAGCUGUUGGAGGACAACAAACCAGCACUCGACCGGUGAAAACAUAUCCACGUCACGGGGGGGGGGGGGGGGGGGGGGAUUAAUGGCUCUAUAAUAAAGUAGCCGUGUCCAGACCUGGCGUGUUAAGCCGUGGCCCCCUACCCCCACAAGCGCACGCUUAAAAUCCGAUCCUUUGAAUAUUAUCAGAGGAAGAGUUGGGAAAGGGGGGGGGGGCGCUUUCUUCGCUAUAUCCCUUGCAACUUAGUAACGUAGAGGUCGUAGGGAGAAUGCAUUGUUUUAAUUAACCAGAUCAAUUACACUGGAAGCAUGAUUAACUUAUUUUUUUUUAUUGCAACAGGAGGUGCGCCCCCCCCCCCACCCACAAAAAAUACUAAUUUGUUAAUAUAUAAAUAAUUUUUUUUUAAAAAAGGUUAUGCGAAAAAAAAAAAUAAUAAAGUUGUUCGUAUAAAGCCUUUAAAUGGCUACAGUGGCUACAAUGGCUACAGUUCUUAAGAAAUGAUAUUUUCUUUAUCUCCCCCUUGAAAAUCAAGAAUAACUGAUUGUUUUGGGUGAUGCUGAGAAUGUGUUUUCAUCGGCAAGGAGUCAAGGUUCAGCUCGGUAGGAUGGCGGGGAGUGGGUCAAUUAGCCUUCCGAAGAUUUUGCCACAAAGAAACACGAGCUAAAGCGAAGUUAAUAUAAAGGAUUUCAAAAGCCAACCACGCCGUGCAAAAAUGUGCUCAUAUUUUCCACCCAGACCUGCCAGCCAUUUGUACCGUGACUAGAGACACUAGGGAAAAGUCGUCACGGCCUGUGUCCGCAUUCCUCGGGGCGCGACACAAGCGACACAAUCAAUCUGGGUCCACGACAGCGUUGAGCGCCGCCUACUGUGAAGUAUUUGGCCGGUGACAGCGCAAUACGUUAAUGCCGUAUCGAUUCCUUUACUGCUCAACCUGGGCGCGCGCAGACAGCGCAUCGUUGUUCAAAUGUAUUAUGUAUUGAACACAGAUCAGGCACGCAUAGUCUUAGCUCCUCACACACGGUGCUGUGUCGAACCUAAAUCAGGCACGCAUAGUCUUAGCUCCUCACAUACGGUGCUGUGUCGAACCUAAAUCAGGCACGCAUAGUCUUAGCUCCUCACACACGGUGCUGUAUCGAACCUAAAUCAGAUACGCAUAGUCUCAGUUCUUCCCAUACUGUGUAAUUUAUUGGGCUUAUUUCAAUCUUUCUCCUUCUGUAGGUUCAAUGUCAGGCUUAUCCCUAUACCGUCGACAUGACUCCCGUCAUGUGUUGGGGGGUUGCUAGACAUAGUAGCGACUGGGGCGUAUUUUGACUUUGCCGCCAAUAAUUGUCGAAAUCCAUAAUUCAAACUCACACAAAUUACCCAUAAAAUUGAUUACCAAGAAAAUUUAUGAAGUCGACCUAAGAAGUGUCACUCUUGAGGGGGGGGUGGCGGUGCAGCACCACCAUCCACAACCUCUUCCAAAGCCAUUGCAUCCAUGUAUUAGGUGUCUUCCUUGGCAGCUCUUUCUCUCCAGUGGCACACAGUGCGUUCCUCUUUCUCUCCAGUGGCACACAGUGCGCUCCUCUUUCUCCCCGGAGGCACGUGACGUGGUGCUUUCCUCUUUCUCCCCGGAGUCACGUGACGUGGUGCUUUCAUCUUUCUCCCCGGAGUCACGUGACGUGGUGCUUUCCUCUUUCUGGCAGCAUCCUAUGCUUAGCGGUUUUCCCCUAAACCAAUAACUGCACGUGUAUUCAACUGUUCCCUUGGUAGUCCCUUGAUAGUCCGUUGGUAGUCCCUUGGUAGUCCCUUGAUAGUCGCUUGAUAGUCCCUUGGUAGUCCCUUGAUAGUCCCUUGAUAGUCCCUUGGUAGUCCCUUGAUAGUCCGUUGGUAGUCCCUUGAUAGUCCCUUGGUAGUCCCUUGGUAGUCCCUUGAUAGUCCCUUGAGAUUGCUGCCAAGUUGUGGGCAUUUCUCCACCUCUUCCAGAAUCUUGUCACUGACUGAAAUGUUCACUGGGGCGUGACAUUGGACACUCAUCGUUGUAGCUGAUACUGAAAUGUUCACUGGGGCGUGACAUUGGACACUCAUCGUUGUAGCUGAUACUGAAAUGUUCACUGGGGCGUGACAUUGGACACUCAUCGUAGAUUUGUUUUGGUGGUGUUGCUGCUCAUCCCCAAUUAACCUUUUUUCCUGUUCUAAGCUGGUGGUGUUGCUGCUCAUCCCCAAUUAACCUUAUUCCUGUUCUAAGCUGGUGGUGUUGCUGCUCAUCACCAAUUAACCUUAUUUCCUGUUCUAAGCUGGUGGUGAUUCGUUUUGCAGACGAACUUGGCGUCUGGCGUUCCUUGAACCUGAAAUAUAAUCAAUUAAAUUUGAGGCCCAGCAGGCCAAACAAAAAUAUAGUGAAAUUGCUGGAAUGAAAAUUAAGCAGAUAAUAUUUUUUUAGGUCACUAGUAUGCGUGCAAUGGCAUUUAAAAUGUUAAUCUUUUAUUGUCCAGAUCAACACAUGUGACCAGAACACAGCAAGAUGUUGUGAAGUGAUUGAGCUCAAUGCCAAGGUUCAAGGUCAGCUGUUUAAACUGCUCAGCCUUUGUGCUCAGGAAGGUAAGGACAAGCUUACAGGAGAAUCUUUCUCAAUCUGUUCCUUCACAAUCUCUUCCUUCACAAUCUAUUCCUUCACAAUCUGUUCUUUUGUAAGAUUUUAGCGCCAGGCUAAUAAUAUUUUUUAAUAAUUUUAAUUUAUAUCCACCAACAGGUGGCAUGUAUGGCGGUGCUAACAUUAUCAAGUCUCGACUGCUGCCUUGGCUCGGGCAGAACUUUUUCACAUCGGGUGGAGCUGUCACUGCUGACACAAGUCUCAGCGUCCUGGCUGAGGCUGCGGCAAAGGACAGAGAGUUGUCAGAGCUCCAGGAGAUGUAUGAGAAGUCACUCGAUGAGCUGGACAUUGAACUACAGAACACACGUACAGAGAAUCAAGAUCUAAAGGAUGAGUGAGUAACAGGGGCUUGGGUAAAACUUUUCAAUUGUUGAUGAAAUUAAUUGUUUUUAAAGGUGUAAAUUUGAUAAGACAUAAUAAUUUUUUUUAAAUAUUUCUUUUGCGAACAAAUAUAUCAAACUGUAAAAUAAUCAAUAAAACAAAAAUUUCUCUCCAUUUUGAAUGAAUUAAUUGUUUUGCUUGUUUUUUCAAUGCAUACCAUGUAUAAACUUCACCAAAAUAUUAUAUUUAGACCAUGGGAGCUCAAAUGAUUUUCAAAAAAACUAUUAAAAUAUAGUUACAUAAAUUUGAUUAACGUCAAUGUUUAAUUGAAAGCAAUAAACAAAACAAUUUUAUGAGUGUUAAUAAAUUGUAUAAAAAAUGUUUGUACCCCUUGAAAUUGCCUCAAUGUCCUAAUCCAUUGUGUUGACUGGACAGACUUCAGGAAACAAAACUGGAACUUAACAGAAGUGUCAGAGCAUCAAGCAGUGACAAAAUGUUUACUGAGCUUGAGGUCAAUGAACUGAAACGAAAGUGAGUCCUCCAACCAACUGUCAGAGUCCUCUACUAUCAAGUCCUUCAACUGUCAGAGUCCUCUUAUUCUUAGUUUUCCAUCUUGUCUGGUGUUUUUUGUGUUUCUAGGAUUAAAAAAAAGCUUGAAAAUUGUCAAAGGAAAAAUUACAAAUAAAAGAAAGUGAAGAUGUAAUUGUUUUAAAUUUAAUAUUUGAUUCCUAUCAUCUCCAAAUUUUCAAAAUUAAUUCUAUAAAAAUUUAUCAUAAACAUAAUUUUAUUAAGAAGCCUUUUUAAGUGUCCAUCUCAUAGGAUCCAAACAUUUCUGAAUGAAAUUUUCGUCGAUGUAAUUAAGAAUUAUUUUUGUAAAUUAAUUGCCUCUUGAAAUAAUUUGAAUACAGGCUUGCUGCAGCGGAGGAAGAAAAUCGUUUACUGCGAUCAAAGUCUGGCCUUCUGGCAGAGUAUCAAACAGAGAUACGCAGGCUUCGAGAUGAUAUCGCUCUACUGUCCGCACGUAGGGAGGUCCUCUCCAAAAUACCUGACAUUCCACUGCCAAAACUGGAAGACAAACUUAGGUAAAUUGUCAACAGUUUGCAUUGGAAAUAAUUUCAAUUUAACCAUAAUACAAAACGUAUGGAAUUGAUAAUUUUUAUAAUUUCACAUUUUAUCUGACCUCACCAUAUAUAUAAUAUAACUCAAGUUUGAAUUGAAUGUUUUUUUUAUCUAAAUAAAUUUUCAUUAGUCAUUUAAUUAAAAUAAAUGAAAGAUGGCUUAUAAAUCUGUAUACAAAUUCUAUUAUGAGGUGUUGGUAUUCUAUUAUUUUUCCCUGUACUACAAAUGAGCCAUUAACUUUUCUUUAUUCUUAACUUUUUUUGAAUUUUUAAGCCAUUUUUUUGUUUGUGUGCUUUAGUUUGGCUAAAAAAAAUUUCACAUUUUAAAAGUAUUUGCUGAAGAUAGUACAACUAUAUUCAAUAUUGAUUUACAUUAAAAAAUUAUACUAGGUCUAUCUGUAUACAAUACUGGACCUAUCUAUAUACUAUACUAGACCUAUCUGUACACAAUGAAACAAGUGCUAGGAAAAAAAAAGAGGAUAGAAUCACUGCACAAUUAAUAAAAAAAAUAAUUGAUUAAAUGAAAAUAUAUUACAUAACUAAUAGUGAACUAAUAGAUAAGGAAUAAUGAUAUUGUACAUUUAAUCUCAACAGUUUGUCAAUCAUUUAGAUGAUUUUAAAUCCAUUAGAAGUGCUCCCAGUACUUCCAGUCCCAGGUUUUCCCCACUGUUUAACCUCAAUCUUGUGUAGCUUCUUGCAAGAAACAAAAGAUGAUCUUUCAGUGCUGCGAGCUGCGAGGGUAACGGUGCAAAGUGCUGAUUAUGAUCGUAAGAUUGAAAAUCUGCGCAGGGAGAUGGGGGACCAAUAUGGGCUAGAGUGAGUAUGGAGGGGGGCGGGGAUUUAGAGCACUGAGACUUAUCAUUUAAAGUAAUUUAAAGUAAAGCAACUGAUGCUAAGAAUAAUAUUUAAUGGAAAACUUGGGACCUCUGUUUGCGUAACUGAGAAUUAAACAAAUUUUGGCAAAGUUUUCAUUUUAAAAAAUAAUUUAACUUAGAAAUUUGAAUAAGAAUAUAUUUAUUGAAGCUACCAUACAAUUAUUCAUAAUAUUUUUAUUUAAAAUAGAGAACAUUAAGAAAUAAAUAAUUUAAUUGUAAAUAAGUAGGGUGGGCAUUAAUUAAGAAAAUACAAGUUUAUCAGUAAAAUGAUUAGACAUUUUAUCUACGACUUACAUUUAAAUAUUGAUUUAACCUUACACUUUAAGCAAAAUAAUCAAUAGCAGAAGGCUUUGAGAUGCGCUACUAAUUGGAAAUUAUUUUUAUCAUAAUGACAUAAUAUUAGAAUCAUUAGAUUGCUUUAAGUAUUUUACUCAAAGAUGUUGACAGUUUUCCCUCAAGCUUUUUAGUCAGGCUCUUGGAUGUAUGAAGAUCAUUUUUACUAUGAUAUCUGGAUGUAAUGUAAUCAGCAAUCUUUUGUCAUUUUAGUUACAGUCGGUUUGUUGGUUUUGUCAUGUUGAAAACAAGUUGAGUUUUCUGUCCCAAUGAUUAAUCUAUAAAAAAAAAGUUUAAAACUAAUUAACAUAUUUUCCCAUUCAUUGAUUGAUGCAUUAUUGAAUUAAGUUUUCACCUCUUACACUACUGAUCUUUACAGUAUCUAAAAGGAAACUUUGAAUUAACUUCAGAAUACUUCUUCCACUCAAUCAAAAUACAUAAUUCUUUAUGUAACAGUAACAUUGUUAUUAACACUACCAGAUGACACUGAUUUCACUUAGUAAAAUUCCUGAGAAGUGCACUAAAAGAAAAUUCUUUAAAAAACCACAAGUGUGUUUGAUGCUUGGUGGAUAUUAUUUUCUUUUGUUGUACGGAAAUAUUCUCAAUUGAAAUAUGUUAUUAGUUCAGGGGCCAUUGGCUUACGGGAUGGGGGCUUUGAGUUUUAGCACUAAUUAGAAAUUGUAUAAAGUGCAUUGCUUGAAUUCUUGUUUUGUCAAGUAACUUAAGUGGAUGGGAAGUUCACACAUUGAGGUCCCCAUUGUUUGGUGGGACACAAGUAACAUUAGUGGAUUGGAAGUUCACACAUUGAGGUCCCCAUUGUUUGGCUAGUUUUUAAUAUUGCAGGAUCAGCUUAGAUUUAGCCCUUGCUUAGACUUGCUUCAUUUCCAAAACUCAUUUACUUAUUUUUUGUAUGAUGACUUAAUAGACAUUUUUUAAAGAUUAUUUUCUUGCACAGUCAUUAAAGUAGUUCAAGUUUAAGCUGAAUGAAAAAUGAUUUUUUUUUUCAACUUACUUUAAUUCACAAUACCGUUCUAUGGUGAAGUAAAUUUUUACAAUCAUAGUUUUGCAGUUAUAGUUUUUUUAAUGGUAAAAAUACGAAUAUCCCUUGUCGAAUCUGUUAAUUUAAAAACAUUUAAAAAACCAAAUUUGAACAAUGUCUUAAAUUUUUCUUCUUGAAAACAAUUGAUCUUCUCUCUUUCAUUUUUAAGUUCAUUUCAAUUUCCUUUUAUUCUUCUUCUUCUUCUUCUAUAUCUGAAGGGCCCACGAUCAAUUUAUUUGUCAGAUAAGACAAUGACAUCAAUUUAUAAAUCAGCUGUCACAGAUAAGAAAAUGACAGCAAUUUAUAUAUCAGCUGUCACAAUGACAUCAAUUUAUAGACUUGCUGUCACUUUAAUAAUUUAAAUUUUUUUCAAAAACUUCCAGUGAUUUGAGCCUGUACUACCGUUAUGUCCCUGGACCAACCUCACCCCUGUCUAUUGAGGACACAAUCCAGCGUAUCCGACAGCAGAAUCUAGUGGCGCGCUUCAAUGACAUGUUCUCUCAGGACAGGCUGACCACAUUGGACACACUCCGGAGGUAUUCGGAUGAUGCAGAAAACAACCAGCGCAUCAUCUUUGCUAUCAUGCAGGUGAGAAGAAUGUAUUUAAAUAAUUUCAGCUUUUUCAUCAGGAACAAUUUUCAUUGAACCAACAGAAGGGACAGAAAUUGAUAAUUGACCCCCAAAAAAAUAAGGGCAUUUUUAUGAGUACAUAAAACAUUCCAAAACAUUGCUGAAAAAUAAUUGUGUGGCUAAAUUUAGGAAACUUAAAAAUGCCUGUAGAGAUGUUAAGAAAUUUUAUAGUAAACCUACUGAUGCAAUAACAUUACAACCUUUAAAUAUGAGAUGUCUUUUACUCUAACCAAAUGACAUACUUUAAAUAUGAUGAAUCUCUUACACUUUAACCAAAAAUAUUUAUUAUUAUUAUUAUAAGUCGUUUUAUAUAGCGUGGUACCCCAACCUACGGCUGGGCUCACCAUGCUGUACAUACAAUUAAACAAACAUAAUCAAAAACUUUAAAAAAUUAAUUAAAAUACAUUAAUUAAAUAAAACAAAACAAAUGUAUAUUUAAAACUAUUUACACGUCAAGCCAUGGACGACAAACAGCAGAAUCGUAUUUUGGUCAGAGGUUGGAAUCAGUCAGGAUAGUAGAGUUUAAAAAGAUGUGUUUUUACUGCAGUUUGACGGCUGUGAUGGUCGAUAUAUUGGGCGUGUGUCAUGGAAGAGAAUUCCAUUGUUUGGGGAACAGAAAGAAAUACAGAUAUUUUUUACUCUUUAACCAAAUGACAUACUUUGAACAUGAGGUAUCUCAUACUCUUUAACCAAAUGGUUUUCAUAUUUUAAGUUACAGCAUCCAUAUUUCUGAAAAAUUCUUAGUGUCACAUUUUUAAAGGAAAUAGUUGGUGUGCCUUCUCUCCCCCCACCCUCCCCUCACAAUUUCAUAUAUAUAAAUAUAUAUAAAAAUAUAUAUAAAUAUAUAUAUAAACAUGCUGAUUUAAUUAUCACCGCCUAUAGGAAGCUUUCAGUGUUGCCAAAUUGGAGUUCCGUCAGUUCAAGAUGAAGACUCGAGCAAACCUGGCCAAGACCCAUUACGGGCCAGACACUCUUGAAGAAGCAGUUCAGGAUUAUAUCAACAGAAACACAGACCUCUAUGACUUGCCAUCUAUGGUCUCCGUAAGUAAUAAACUAAUUAUUAUUUGAAGUUCAGUACAGUAAUGCCUCACUACCUUGAAAGUUGCAUUGCCUAAAAAAUGUAAAAAAUAUUAUAAAUAUAACUUUAAUUAAAAUUUAUCAAAAGAAAGAAUAAUUAAUGGAAAUAAAAUAUGUAUCAAAAAGAAUUAUUAAGCUUUAAACUAUAUAUAAAUCCCACUUCACAUUUUUUUGCAUUUCACAAGGGUGGGGGGUGGGGUGUACCGGAAUGUAGCAGCACGCUAACUAUAUUUGUAAGAUUAACAUAAAAUGUUCAUCGUAAACCUAAAGGACGGCUCAUAAUAAUGACAGAAAUCAUUUCUUUUUGGGUUUGUAGGAUGUAAUCAGAGCUUUGAAUCGCAACUGCAAGAUUUUCCUGCCACCAGACAUCAGCUUUGCCAUCUGUCAGCCAUUUAUUCGCGAAGCUGUGAAACUUGCCUGGCAGAUGAGUGCACUGGCUCAUCCACUGGACGUUGCCGUGGCCACGGAUGCUGAGCUUUUUGAUGACACCAAGUAGGUCCUGCCAGACUGUGGUUAAGAAUUGUGCCACAUCCUUGUUAGUGAUCUAGAAUCUAUCAAGUAUUAGUAUUAUAUUUAUUGAUAUAUCCAUAAGUUGAUGCUGUUGAGCCUUUUGUUGGACAAAAUGAAUGCAUGCUAACAGUAACAAAAUGAAUACACAUUAACAGUAACAAAAUGAAUACACAUUUAACAGUAACAAAAUGAAUACACAUUAACAGUAACAAAAUGAAUGCAUGUUAACAGUAACAAAAUGAAUGCAUGUUAACAGUAACAAAAUGAAUGCACAUUAAGAGUAACAAAAUGAAUGUAACAGUAAGAAAACGAAUGCAAAUCAAUAGUAACAAAAUGAAUGCGCAUUAACAGUAACAAAAUGAGAAUGUCCAAUCUGUCAUCAGGUGUAUCCAGUGCUGUUUGAAGUAAUAUCUGAUAAAAGUAGACAGAUUUUAAUGAAAGCACACAUUUCCACAAUUAUUUUUUUCCUACCCCACCCCACCCCCCCCCCCCCCCCCUCAAACUUUAUGAUUUAUAGAAAUGUCUUGAUAUUGAAUUAAAAAUUUUAGUAUUAACCUACAUAACUGGCCCAUCCUGGUUACCAAUACAUGUGUAGAAGCCACAGGUGGGUGGUGUCCACAUUGGGAAGCCACAGGUGGGUGGUGUCCACAGUGGGAAGCCACAGGUGGGGGAUGUCCACAGUGGGAAGCCAUUAUGAAUUUAGUGGUAGAUGCCCUUUGUGUGACUUAAAGGGCAUGUCUUUAUUAUUAUAAAAAGGCAAAAUGGUAUGAUUCCUUCAACAACUAUAGCCAUGAGUAGUUUUAAAUGUAGAAAUAGUUUGAUUCCUUCAACAUCUAUAGCCAUCAAUAGUUUUACGUAUUAAAUAUUUCUUUGCCAUGUGAAUAAUCAGUUGUUGAUUCUCAGUCAAAGCAACAUUUUUCCCCAAUUUUAGUGGGUUUUUUUUUUUUAGUUUUUCUCAUUUCAUUAACUUAUUUUUUAAAACACUUUAAAUCUAAUGCAAAAUAUAUAUUUAAAUGAAAAUAUUCCAUUUCCCAAUAAUUUAUAUUUUGACCAUCUAUAUAUUUUCAUUUAGGUACAGACGCAGUUAUGACUCAGAGUACACAGCCCCAUUGGUCAACCACCACAUCUGGCCGUGUCUUGUUCAAGGUUCUAGGACUUUGGUCAAAGGAGAGGCAGUAACUCGCCGUGGCGCUUCUUUGGUAAGUUUCAUUCCAAGAAAUCUUAGCUGGGAUUUUGACCUUGAGUCUGCUAGGCUGCUUAUGUUAUAUGUCCACAAUAAGAGAAAUUAUUCAACAACUGGACAUAAAUUGUUAGUAUUAAGUUAUGGAGAUGUGGCAAAUGAUCAGCUCUUAUUGCCAUGUAUUAGACCAAAGGUGUCCCACUGGCUGCCAUUGAACGGCAUAUACCGCACUGUAUCAAUUACGGCUUGUAGCAAUACGCAAUUAUUUUUUAAAUGUUAUUUUUAAUUCUAACAGCAAAUUGCUUUACUUGAAUUUGGAGUCUUCUAUCUGAGAAUCUGUGUUAAGUCUCUCAAUGAUGUCAUCAAUUAUUUUUCAAUUUAUUUGAUCAUUAUAGGUUUGAUUUGCUCUGUCAUAAAGGUUGCGUUAUAAUAAGCUUAUUUUUUUAUUAUCAGGGAACACCUCGCAGAUCUCGCAGUCCAGCUCGAGCUACAAGUCCAUUCCGUUCUCUGUCCCCAAGGGCCGUCUCCGUAAGUCCUAGCAGAUUUAGAAGCAGAUCCCCAAGCCCCCUUAGGCGAGGAAUUUCACCCACCAGACGAACAAGGUUUACAUAAAAGGUAAGCAGCAGUUACCUUGAUGAAAUGGGUUUUUUUAUUUUUCUUCUGCUGUUUGUUUCUGGUCAUUGCUUAGCUAUCAUUUAUUAGGGGAUUUUGAAACAAAAAAUGAGAUGGAUAUUACUGUAAUUGCUUAGCUAUCAUUUAUUGGGGGAUUUUGAAAAAAAAAAUGAGAUGGAUAUUACUGGUCAUUGCUUAGCUAUCAUUUAUUAGGGGAUUUUGAAACAAAAAAUGAGAUGGAUAUUACUGAAAAACAUUUUAUAAAAAAAUCUCUCACUCCGUCAGCUUUUUGGUUGUAACAUUUAUUUGGAUGCAGGAUUUUCAUGUUAAAUAUUUUAUAAUGUUAAAUGUACUGCUUUAUAUGUUUGUAUGAUGUUUCAUUUUUAUGUUUGUAAGAUGUUUAAUUUUAUGUUCAUAGAUGUUUUUUAAGUCAAUGUUAUGUUUGUAAUGAGCAAAUCUAUUUAUUUGUUUAGAAUUUCUUAAAUUUUUUUGUUUAAGUGUCUGUCAAUACCUAUAUUUUUUUUUAAUAAAAAAAAAAGCUUUGGUUUAAAUAGUACAAAGACAAACAAAUCCUUAAAAUGUAUUGGUUUAUUUCAGAAGAGCUCCACAUCCUGGACUCGGUGGUAAUGUUGUUCCUGUUGAUGGAGCUAAAUGUCUCAGUUUGAUUCAUUUGUAAAGCUACAAAACAAAGAUUAUAUUUAUCAGUUGGGGAACAAUUUAUUUAAUUUAAUGGAAUGGACUGAACAUAUGUAGGCUUAAUGUAACUUGUAACUGAAAAGUAUUUAUCGUUUGUAUUUUAGCUAGAUAAAUUAGUUUUACUUUUUUAACAUUUGACUGAUGUUGAUGUGAAAUUAUGUCAAGUGAGAAAUAAAUUUAAAUUUUGUUGGCCCAGUUUCCUCUAAAGUACCACUCAAGGCUGUCACAACCCUGACCUUAACACUAACACAACAGAUGAUGUAUAAUAUUUUCUUCUGGGUAAAUUCCUGUGCUAAUUUUGAAUGGGAAUGUAUGAAUUGCUAGCAUGAAUACAACAUUUUAUCAGAUUUAGGUCAUCUAAGAAAAUGGAAGCAGACUGUAGAAUGAGUAUUUCUAUUUCAUGGUUUUAAGGUUGUUGCACCAUUUCACUAUUGUAAAAUUAUUUUCAUUAAAAUAUUUCAUUAUUUGUUAAUACAAAGAAACAUAGAACUCUUUAGUUAAGUAUUCAUUGAGUAUAUUUUUAACCAAAUUAAUUUUUUCAGUACAACGAUAAGCCCAAUAUAUGCUUUGUCAAUAUUCAAUCAAGUGAGCACUUAAUAAAUCUAUAAAUACAUUUUUUAAAUGUUUAUUUAAAUUGAUGUGAUUGGUUUACCUCAAAUAUUCAUCUUAAAUGAUUUCUUAAUUCUAAUUUAAUGUAAGUUUUUUAAUUUAAUUAAAUUUUUAUAACAUUGUAAACUUAUUAAUUGAUUCACUCACUGUGAUAUAAACAAUUUUUUAGCUUUCACUUUUGGAAGCUUCUAUUGUGAACAAUGUUUGUUUUAUUUCUUGUAUUUUUUUAUGACUACGGAUGUAGAAGAUACUUAUUGAACUUAAACAAUACAAUUAAUUUUUUACUUACACCUUUUUUUUUUUGCCAAAAUGUCACCAAUCUCAAUAUCUCAACCAAGAAAUAGCAAUUGAACAUCAAGUUGUCUUAGUCUAUCAUAGCGUAUUGUUUUAUGUAAUUCACCAUCAAAGUAAUUGUGUGGGCAGGCAUUAAAGAGCUUAACAUGCUUGGAUGACAAAGGGAGACUUCUUUUGUGUUUGCAUUUAUCAUGCCAACCAACAGCCCAUGAACAGCAUUAACAAAAUAAGACAAUUUUUAGGAUAUAACUAUUUUUUAUUUUUAUUUUUUCCCUGAUGAAUUUGUUUUUUAAAAAAAUCAUAAUUUUCAUGAGACAAAAACAAGUGCUUUUUUUUCCUUUUCUUCAAAAAAAAUUGGUUGAUAUAACUUGCCCCGUUGAAAUGAGAUUUUUGAACAUGUACAGAAUUUACUCAUAAACAUUUAAGUUUAAGAUAAACAUGACCAUCGACUAACUGUAUUGGUCUAGUAACCGUAUAUACAAGUAUUAACAUAUAUAUAUAUAUAUUUAUAUCAACGUUUAAUGAUAUUAGCUCUCUGAAAUCCAACCUGUGAUUAUACAGUCAUCAUUCUUUAUUAUUAUUUUUUGUUGUAUGCAAUUAUUUAUCAUAUAAAUGACAGCUAUCUGUGAUAUAUUAAGAUCAUGGCAAGGGCCUGGUGAUUUCUUGUCAUAAAGUAUCAAAAGAUCAUGGCAAGGGCCUGGUGAUUUCUUGUCAUAGACAAAGUAUCAAAAGAUCAUGGCAAGGGCCUGGUGAUUUCUUGUCAUAGACAAAGUAUCAAAAGAUCAUGGCAAGGGUCUGGUGAUUUCUUGUCAUAGACAAAGUAUCAAAAGAUCAUCGCAAGGGCCUGGUGAUUUCUUGUCAUGGACAAAGUAUCACAACGUAAAGGUGACAGAGCUGGAUAAACGUCUGAAUUAAAAUUGAGUUAAUUUGCUUUAAAAUAAACUAAUAAUAUUCCAAUCCAUUAUUUUUACUGAGUUAAAAUUUGUUUAAAAACAUCAGCAUUUUCUAUCCCUUUAGAUUUUUAAAUUGACAAAUAUGUCAAUUUUUCAUCAGAAAAAUUAUUCAUAAUAUAAGAGUUCCUAUGACAACAAUGAAACAGCUUAACAUGGAUUGAUACAAAAAAUGAAACCUUUAUACAUUGUUUACCCAACUUUUACAACCCUUGACAUGCCCUUGCUGAAUCUAUGUUUUCCUAAGUCACCCUAUUUCAAAUUCUAAGAAGUGCACUGUAAAAUAUUGAUUACCAGUAAUUGUUUUUUAGAUAAAGGGUUGGGUUAACUUAAAUAAAAAGUCUCAUCUUGUUACCAUUAUAGCUUCUGUAAACAGUUAUUGCUCAGUGAGUUGCUGAUUUGAUUCCAGUCUGAUUAAAUUGAAAAUAAAAUGAAAUUUUUGUUAAAAAUUUCCUGCAUCCUUAAUAAGGUAUCCUGGGAACCACUGCUCUAAACAUUUAAAAGUUGUGGUUCAUUUGAUUCUGUCAAGUUUUGCUUAAAAUUUACAAUAUUUCUCUUCAAUUUUCUUUUUUCUUCCUAUCUAUAACUUUUAAAGAAAGAAAUAUUUGUACUUAUUUACUCUUGUAGUUAAAUAUUAAUAAAUAAAUACUUUUGUUUACUUUUCUGUCUCUCUUUCAAUAAA
Lymnaea stagnalis (great pond snail) is the source of this 19736-nucleotide messenger RNA. NCBI's taxonomy places the organism in Eukaryota, Metazoa, Mollusca, Gastropoda, Lymnaeidae. The record is from the annotation of a GenBank genome assembly.